AAGGCGGAACAAAAAAAAAAUUUAAUUUGUGAAGCAAACAAUUAUUUGUAUAUCUAUAUCCCGUGAGAAGAAAAAAGCACAUUAACCAACUUCAUUUGACAAUAGAAUCGUGCUAAUGUUUAGUAGGUUAUCUCCGACAUGACAAAUUUUCAAAACGAACUUGGCGAAUGUGUGUGGGUGAAGCCACAAAAUGCUGGCGGCAAUGAGUUUGCAGUGCCGUUCGGUGCGCGAGUCAUACGCACAGAGAAGACACGCACCCUUGUCGCCAAUGAUGAGGGUAAACAAUUUUGGGUGCCGGCAGAGGAUGUAUUGAAAGCGAUGCACAUCACCUCGCAACAAGGCGUCGAUGAUAUGAUUACAUUGGGCGAUUUGCAGGAGUAUGCGAUCUUAAGGAACCUAGAGAUGCGAUAUGCGAAAAGGCUUAUUUAUACCUACACUGGCUCCAUGCUGAUCGCUAUCAAUCCUUACCAAGCGCUGCCGAUAUACACGAAUCGCGAGAUUGCCCAGUAUCGCGGCAAGAAAAUUAGCGAACUCCCGCCUCAUAUUUUCGCCAUCAGCGACAAUGCCUUCCAGCAGCUGAAGCGUGAUCGCAUGAAUCAGUGCAUUGUGAUAAGCGGCGAGUCGGGUGCUGGCAAGACUGAGAGCACCAAGCUCAUACUGCAGUAUUUGGCCGCUAACAGCGGCAAGCAGUCCUGGAUCGAACAGCAGAUCAUUGAAGCAAAUCCAAUUAUGGAAGCCUUCGGCAAUGCGAAGACAGUGCGUAAUGACAACUCAUCACGUUUCGGCAAAUACAUAGAGAUACGAUUCACGGACGCUGGUAAAAUACAGGGUGCAAAGAUCGAACAAUAUCUGUUAGAAAAGUCGCGCAUCGUAGCGCAAUCGCGUGAUGAGCGCAAUUAUCACAUUUUCUAUUGCAUGUUGGCUGGCUUGAGUAAAGCCGAACUCACACGCUUGGAGUUAUUGGAACAAUCUCCUCUCAAAUACCACUAUUUGGCACAGGGUGGCUGCUAUGAGUUGGAUGGCAGAAAUGAUGCCAAGAAUUUUGCUGACAUACGCGCAGCUAUGAAAGUGCUCUCCUUCAGACCAGAGGAAGUGUGGAGUAUCUACAGUCUAUUGGCUGCCAUCUUACAUCUGGGUAAUAUGUAUUUUAAAGCGACGACGGUACAAAAUAUGGACGCCACUGAGGCAACCGAUGUGGUGAAUUUGCAACGUGUGGCCGCGCUGUUAGGUGUCGCAAAGCAAGCGCUGGCCGCUGCGUUGACACGUAAAACGAUUUUCGUGCACGGUGAGCGUGUGGAGACAUCUCUUUCGCGCGAAAUGACCAUCGAGGGCAGAGAUGCAUUUGUGAAGUCACUGUAUGGCGCGAUCUUCGUACGCAUUGUUCAGCGCAUAAACGCGACAAUCGAUACGAAGGACAAGGCGUCCCAGACGCUGAACACUAUAGGAGUGCUGGACAUAUUCGGUUUCGAAAAUUUCACGAAUAACAGCUUUGAGCAGCUAUGCAUUAACUAUGCAAAUGAGAAUCUGCAACAAUUCUUUGUACGGCAUAUUUUCAAGAUGGAACAAGCAGAAUAUGAACAAGAAAAUAUCAAAUGGCAACACAUCGACUUCCAGGAUAAUCAAGAGAUAUUGGACUUGAUCGGUAUGAAGUCGGUGAAUAUUAUGUCACUCAUAGAUGAAGAGUCAAAAUUUCCUAAAGGCACCGAUUAUACACUGCUGGAGAAGCUUCACGUACAACAUGGCAAUCGCUCGAUUUAUGUAAAACCCAAAUCCAAUCAAUCUGCACUCUUUGGCAUACGCCACUAUGCCGGCGUAGUGAUGUACAACCCGAAUGGAUUUCUGGAGAAAAAUCGUGAUUCGUUCAGCAUGGAUUUGCGUGAAAUGAUUGGGAAAUCUAAAAAUAAAUUUCUCGUCGACAUAUUUCCAAUGGAACUGCCAUAUGAUACAAUGAAGAAACAGUUCACGUUGUCGGUGAAAUUCCGCAAUUCAUUGGACCUGCUCAUGCGCACACUCGCCGCUGCGCAUCCCUUCUUUAUUAGAUGCAUCAAGCCGAAUGAGGAUAAGAAACCAAAUUUUCUCGACCGCGAGCUCUGCGUGCGUCAGUUGCGCUAUUCCGGCAUGAUGGAGACAGCACGUAUACGUCACGCUGGCUAUCCCAUACGUCACACCUACAAAGAUUUCGUCGAACGUUACCGCUUGCUGCAUCGUGGGCUCGGACCCACCCACACACUCAACUGUCGCCAAGUAACCGAACAGAUCUGCAAAAAUUUGCUGCCCGCAUCAGCUGAUUAUCAAUUUGGACGACAUAAGGUUUUUCUGAAAGAUGUAGAUGAUACGUUCUUGGAGAAGGAACGCGCCCAUAAGGUAUUACAAUCGAUCAUAGCCAUACAACGUGGUUUCCGAAAAGUGCUCUUUCGUCGUCAGCUGCAACGCUAUCGCGAAGCGGCGCUCAUCAUACAGAAAGUGUGGCGCAGUCACAAAGAGCGACGAGAUUUUCUCAUCAUGCGCCAAGGUUUCCAUCGACUAGGCGCUUGCAUUGCUCAAAAAAGGCUAACGUCUGCUUUUACAAUGCUGCGCAGUCGCGUCAUACACUUGCAGGCUCACUGUCGCGGUUAUUUGGCGCGUCAGGCGUACAAGCUGCGCCAGAUGGAGCGACAGCGACGUCGGAAAGAAUUGCAAGCAUUCCGUUUAGCAGAAGAAUUAUUAGUGCGGCAGGUAAGAGAGCAUCAGCAAUUGGAAAAGGAGCGACAGGCGCGUCUAAGCGCAAAUGUGGUAACCCAGACAGCGGCGGCAAAAGAAGUGGCGCCUUCCACACGCACAACUGCUCCACCACCCACUACAGCACGAACGCCAAUGAAUGGUGUAACGAAUGGACAGGACGCUGUAAAUGGCAUUGAUGUGAAUUCUAUGAAUAUUAAGAAUACCAUAAAUGGUACGAAUGGUGUAAGUUAUAUGAAUGGCGCGGCGACUGUACCUGUGGGCGGCGUAAUUUUGGCGAAGCAAAAACAGGUGAACGAAGCGCAGACGUCCAGCGACAACUACAUCGAUGUGGAAUCCUCGAAACAGAUAGUAGAUGAUGUUUUUGGUUUUCUCGACGAUGCAGAUGUGAAUGGCCCCGUAAUAUCGAAUGUUAGAGAGAAAUCAUUGAUGUUCGAGCGCGAAUCGCGACUCAAGAAAGAUAUACCUGCUAAAUUACUAUCGCGACCGGUGCGGUAUUAUGACCCGCAAAGUAUGUACUAAACGGGGUUUUAAAUAGGCCAAACAAAGCAAAUAGAGACUAAAGGAGCGAGUGGUGCAAUGGAAGUGGAUAGCAAGAAAGAGUCUAUGAUUAAAAAUUAUCAGAAAUGUUUUGUUUUAAGAAACUUCAAGUUCCAAAAAAUAUGCCAUUGUAGCUAAUAAAAUAACUAAAA
Molecule: messenger RNA, 3410 nt
Organism: Anastrepha obliqua
Lineage: Eukaryota; Metazoa; Arthropoda; Insecta; Diptera; Tephritidae
Product: unconventional myosin-VIIa
Exons: 6
Coding region: 139-3240 (1033 amino acids)
Biological process (GO): sensory organ development; vesicle transport along actin filament; actin filament organization
Cellular component (GO): vesicle; myosin complex; cytoplasm
Molecular function (GO): actin filament binding; ATP binding; microfilament motor activity
Source: RefSeq, a predicted model, not a curated record